AUGAACCAACCAGGGCGCUUUCAUCCCUGCCACUUUUUUCCGUGGUCUUUCGUACUAAAAUUCUGGUUCUCUCGAGUCUCAAAAUAUCACAAAGUUUGCACCCCGAACACUGCUGAACCAUGGCAAUUGCCACUCGUUCUCCUUUGCGCCUCAACUCUCCUAUGUCACGACCUUCUUUGUAUAAUUCUCAAAGGAGGGUGUUUUUCCAGAGCCAUGCUUGGUUUCGAGCUCAACCCAGAACUAAACCCAUCUGCGCAUCAGCUAUAAAAGCUGAAGCUGGUGCUCAGAAGGAGGAUAUUGUCAUCGUAGGAGCUGGGAUUGCUGGUCUAGCCACUGCAGUGUCCCUUCGCAGGCUAGGAAUUGGAUCACUAGUGCUUGAGCAAGCAGAGUCACUUAGAACUGGUGGAAGCUCACUCACCCUUUUCAAGAAUGGGUGGCGGGUAUUGGAUGCAAUCGGUGUUGCAGAUAGUCUCAGGAGCCAAUUUUUUGAAAUCCAAGGGUAUACGUUCACUUUCAUUGGCUUGUCAUGUUAACACGAUGGUGGUGAAGUCAGAAGAUGGCAGGGAGUUACGCUCCUUCAAAUUCAAAGAUGAAGAUCAAACCCAAGAAGUUCGCGCGGUGGAGAGGAGAAUACUUCUAGAGACGCUUGCCAAUCAGCUGCCACCUGAGGCAGUCCAAUUUUCUUCCAAGUUAGCAAAGAUUGAAACAAGUGAAAAUGGUGAAACUCUUUUGGAACUUACGAAUGGGACUAGAUUACUUGCCAAGAUUGUUGUUGGGUGUGAUGGAAUUCGGUCUACAAUAGCCAAAUGGAUGGGUUUCUCUGAGCCGAAGUAUGCAGGGCAUUGUGCUCUCCGUGGACUUGGGUAUUAUCCCAAGGGGCAGCCAUUUGCACCAAGAGUUAGUUACAUGUACGGAAGAGGGUUGCGUGCAGGAUAUGUUCCUGUAUCUCCUACAAAAGUUUACUGGUUUAUCUGCUAUAACAGCCCCUCAGCAGGUCCAAAGAUCACUGAUCCAAUUUUGCUGAAGAAGCUAGCAAAAGAACUAAUAAAGAACUGGCCUCCGGAGCUACUUAAAUUGAUUGAUCUCACCCCAGAUGAGACGAUAAGUAAGGCGCCCCUUGUUGACCGUUGGCUAUGGCCAGGUAUAAGCCCCCCUGCAUCAGCCGGUAAAGUUGUGCUGGUCGGGGAUGCCUGGCACCCAAUGACUCCCAAUCUUGGACAAGGUGCUUGUUGUGCUUUAGAGGACGCAGUGAUCCUGACAAGAAAGCUGGCAGAUGGAAUUAAAUCUGGUCCUGAAUCCAUUGAAGGUGCUCUCAGGGCAUAUGGAGAGGAAAGAUGGCCCCGUAUCUUUCCAAUAACCAUACGGGCAAAUCUUGUGGGAUCACUUUUGCAGUGGGAUGAUCCACUUGUCUGUUCUGUUCGUGACAAUGUUGUCAUACCUAAAUUAGUUAGACUUGGGUCAAUGCUUGAACACACAAAUUUUGAGUGUGAGCCUCUCGAAACAUAAAAUGUUGGAUUUCAACCCGACCCCACAAGAAGCAAGAGAAUUUAUGGCUAUACUUAAUUGUCCUUUAAAGCUGUUUUGUCCAUCAUAUUUUAAUGCAUCAUGCAAAAUUACAGGGCUUUCUUGAUAAAA
Messenger RNA from Theobroma cacao (cacao), 1635 nucleotides. The record is from RefSeq and is a predicted model, not a curated record. Lineage: Eukaryota; Viridiplantae; Streptophyta; Magnoliopsida; Malvales; Malvaceae.